UUAUAGCACAAAAAAAAUAAACUCAGUGGUGAUCAAAUACCACCAAAAAGACAGCUCUAUUUGUAGGAAAUUUAAUUUAUGUACAGUAUUGCAUGACCAGGCAAUUGUCAGUUAAAAUACCGGAGGACCGUAUAGGAAUAAAAAAUGGCCUGGGGCGGACUGACCAUUUGGAAACUCAGGCACUGCCCGAGGGCCCGGGAUGCCCCUGGUACCUUUUUCAUAGGCUUUUUUGAGUUUGGGCAAGGACACAGGGGCCCCAUGAUCCCCUAUUGCCCGAGGG
This is a messenger RNA of Staurois parvus, 280 nucleotides long. The record is from the annotation of a GenBank genome assembly. Lineage: Eukaryota; Metazoa; Chordata; Amphibia; Anura; Ranidae.